AAACUAUUUUUGCAGCCCUGAGAGUUUUGAUUUUGUGGUUUUGUUUUUGUUGGUAGUUUUUAAAAAAAUUUUCUGCUCUCCGCGUCAAGUCGUGUGCGCUGCGUGUUCGAAGCGGCCAAAUGAAGCUCGGCUUGCGCAAAAAGCCAAAGCUAACUCGAGAAACUGUGCAGACGCCGUGAAGAAAAUUAAAAGAACCGAAGCCACGGGCAAUAUCGAAAUUACCAAACAGGCGCACGUGUGUGAGUAUAGUGCCUGUAAAAAGUGCCAGAGUGUGUGUGCUGCUGCACUUUACUGCGGAGUGUGGGCGAGAGCGAGCGGGACGGAAAGUGCAGCAGAGUGUGGUGUGGCAAGCGGGGACCAUUUCGCGCCCCAACCCUUCCAGGAAGUCACCUUUCCAUUUUGGAAUAUUCUUCGAAAAACUGUUUUCCUACGGAAGGAUUAAAGAGGUUUACAACACUGCCGGCAGGACUAAUCAGCUGUGGCAGCCGGCAAUGCACCAAGAUGAGCAGUAAGGAGCAGCAAGCAGCAGGCCGGGAUUUCAAGCGCAAUUCGAACGCCUACGCCAGUCUGCCGCCCUCGGGAUCCGGAACAGCGUCCUCCGGAGCGAGAUUGGGAACAACAGGAACGGGAACGGGAACAGGUGGAAAGGCUCGCAGCAGGCAGCAAAAUUUGGAUCAGGAGCAGUUUGGACUCUCAAACAGCCUCUCCAGCGAAUCGAUUCGUAAAGCCUGCGCCUACUACGACGACGAGUUGAGCGACGAGGACCUCAUCGAGAUCCAACAGACGCCCCAGUCCUUUCACCAACCGGCCAAACAUCCCCUCCAACUGCAACCCAUAAGCUUUCAUUUGGGCGAUGGCCCGGGCGAAGAAAGAAGUGCCUUUUGCGGCAGCCAGGAGAUGCAACAGGUGCCGCUGAGCACGCCCAUCAAACAAGCGACUGAAACCGAUGAAGCCUUAUGUGUGCUCAGCGAACUGGAUGCCAUUCUGGAUGUCCACGAUGUUUCGCAGCUGAAUGGUACCUGCUCAAGCUCGUCCAUGAAUUCCGGCAGUGAUGAUGACAAGGUGGAGGAUUAUCUAAUGGACCUGGACAACUAUUUGGAGGAGAUGGACAAUGCCUUGAGUCGCGAAGAGUCGCUUAUCAUCAUGGGCGACCAGAACAGUUUGAAAAGGGAACCAAGGACCAGAACUUUGCCUCUUAGCCGGAAAAAGAAGUCAAACAAAAAGUCAAUCGAGGAGCAGGAGGCUGCUCAAGGAGAAUUUCAGAGAGAGCAUCACAUUAGGAAGACCUUUAGCUGCUCACUGAGGCCCACAAGCCAAACAGCUUCUACUGCUUCUUUAGAGCCCACUACGGAGCCCGCGAUGGACGUCUGGAGACGUCAAUCCAUGCGUCGAGCAAUGGAGCAGGAGGACACCAAAGUCACCGCAGAGGAAACGGAGGAAGACGACCUACCCACCUUGUUGGUAGAGCUUCCCCCAAGACGCGAGGCGGAGAUGCGUCGCUGCUUUUCCCAAGGCGACUGCCAGGAAUCAGCAGCCAACACAGGUGGUUCACAGAUGCUGACAGAGGCCCACAUUUUCGACAACCUGCUGCAGACGACGACGAGGGCUUCUAGCGAGGAACCGCGACCUAGGCAAUACGGCCGCCGUUCGGAGGGACCACCCACGCCGUUUCGCUCAAUGAUUCUAGCCCAGAGUCGGCCACAGAGUGCUCCCACGCGUGUGCAGACGCGAGAGCAACAGCUACAGGAGACACCCACGCAUCCCAUCAUGUCCACCUGCUCGGAACUAAGUUCGGCGCGCUCCUCGCGGAUGCCCAGCCCGGUUUCCCUGCCCUCGGACAGCACCAGCAGUGGCAGCAGCUCGGCCGAACAGGAUCAGGAGCAGGAUCCGGUGCAGACCACGACAAUGUGCAGUGCCAGCAGCACCACGCCCUUGGAACCGAUGCACCAACUGCAAUUGCUGCUGCGCGAAAAAUGUGGCUUCAACAGCCAGUGGCCGCAUGCCGGAAGUCGCACCCUGGCGCUGAUUGGCUGCACCUUGGGCGUCUUCAAUAUGUGCCGAUUUGCCGUGCUAACCAUCAACUUUGGUGGCAACUUUUUGCUGCAGUUUCUUCUGCUCUCGGUGCUCUUUGGCAUCCCGAUGCUUUGGCUGCAAAUGUGCCUGGGCGCCAAAAUACGCGCUGGUCCAGUGUCCAUGUGGAAGAUCAGCCCGAUUUGCGCUGGAGUGGGCAUUGCCCUAGUGAUGCAGCAAUGCUUUUUGGCCUUGUAUUCCACGGUGUCGUUGGCCUGGAUUCUGGUCUACCUAAGGGAUGUGUUUCCCACAGCAUCGAGCACCGGCUAUCGUUGGCAGGAAUUGGCCUUUCCCUAUCGCUAUGACGCAUCGAAUGCGACCGGGAAUCUUACGCAGACGGUGGCCGAGUACUUCAACGUGGUGGUGCUGCAGCGACUGCAUCUGGCCAAGCAUCCGGAUGCGAGUGGCAUCCGUUUUCACGUCAACGAUCGGCAGCUGGCCUUCUACCUGGCGCUCAUCUGGGCGGCCGUGUUCCUCAUCCUCUGCAAGGGCUUGAAAUCCUUGGGCAAACUGGCGUACAUCAUCUAUACGCUGCCGUUAAUUUCCCUCGCAGUGGUGACUGCGAAGUUUAUCUAUGUCGUGGAUUCCAGCAGGAUACAGAACAUCUUUGCUGCCAGCGAUUUCGACGACUUUCUAAUAAAUUCCAAUAGCUGGACGGCUGCUACUCAAGAGACCUUUCUCACUUGGGGUCUCCUUGGAGCCUCGGUAAUCGCCAUUACCAGCAGAAGCCAUGCCAAUGCCAACAAGGCGGCACUAAGGAGAGAUGCGAUUUUUCUGGUUCUUUUCACCCUGAUUGGCUUGGGUUUAAUGGCUUUGUUAGCUCUUUGUUGUGCCCAGAUUUUGUGGCAACAUGGCUACGUCUAUGUGCCAGGAUCCUUUGAAAACCCGGAUUGCUAUACGUCCAUUUACUCGCUACAAUCGCACACUGAUCCUUACCUGCUUUCCUAUCCGCGCUCGCUGAUUCCACACUACUCCUCGUUUAUUGGGGAGACUUACCGAAGGAAUCGAACCAUGAUCCAUAUGGAGAGUGGCUUCCAGGCACUGCGCUUCAUCUCGGAGAUUUUUCCAGCUGUGCUUUCACUGGCCAGCGAUAGCAUCUCUUGGGUUUGGGCCGCUGUGGCCUUUGGAACCUUUGCGGGAUUCGGACUAGCGCAGCUGUGCGUGAUGUGGAAACCCAUCUCGAGUGCCUUGGGUAACUCUACGAGUUCGGUAUUGCUGAGCUGUGUUACUGGACUUUUACUGAGUAUUCCCUUUGCCACCGAAAUGGGCAUUCGGAUAUUGUACUACGUCGAUUUCCUACUGGGCGGUUCGUGGUUUAUUCCAAUCAUCUGGACGGCUCAGAUCUUUGGCGUGUUUCUGAUUCGCGGACGUCCCUAUAAUGGGGAUGAUUUAGUGAAUGAUCUGCGACUUUGUGGUUCCAUGUCUGCCUUCCUUGCUUUGUCGUGGAACGUCUUGCUGCCCAUUGGCCUGAUCACCUUGUCGGUGGUUGACUAUAAAGCUUCUCUGUCCAAUCAAUUUUACUAUUGGCGGGGGAAGUCAUACUUUACAUACUGGUCCAGGAAGAUGGGCAGUCUCAUUCAGAUUGGAGUACUUUUGGUUAUUCCUGUUACUGCUAUUAUUCAGAUCUACCGAUAUUUGGCCCACGGUCCUCCGGAUAUCUUGGAGCGCAUACAGCUGCUGUAUCGACCGCCGGAGGAGGGAGAGGAGCACCGGCGUCCAUCUGCGCGUCAAAGUGCGGCCCAAGGGCGACGCAAUGCGUUGGGUCAAACUACGGAGGGCACACAGCACGAUGCCCAGAACGAUGCUCCGCCCAAGUACACGCCACCUCCGUCCUACACAACGGCCACUGGAGCCCGCCUUGCCAAACUUUUGCGCCAGAGCAUCCGUCGCAGCGUCCGCAGGGUUCUGGGAGACUCCAGUCGCACCCGACCCGUGCUCUCCCUCGAUGCGGAAUCCGCCUCGCCAGCGGCACCCCCUGACUAUCUGACCAUUCUAACAAACCCAGCUGGUAGCAGCUCCAAUGCCGAUCCUUCGCCGGCGUCCAGCAGCAGUCCCGAGUCCAUUGAGAUUGGCCAGCGACCCGCUGGCUACGCGCAACGCUCGCAAUCGCUAGGCAGGAAGCUCCACCGCUCGGGGGCUUCCACUCUGGAACGACGCCCCUAUACGGCGGAGGAUGUGGUUACCAUACUGCGCUCCUCGGUGCGACACCGCCAGUCGCCGGCAGCCGGAAGCGGGGGCACUGCCAGCACCCUGCCGCGCCCCCCAACCGCCCCCAUGUCCACACACUUGGAGGACGCCUCGUUCCGCUCCAUCGAGAAUCUCGUGCUGAACGCCGAGCCACCGGACAGGACGCCCGGCGUGGAGCUAGAGCUCGAACUGGAGGCUGGACAGACAGAGGAGUGCGCGCAAAAUAAUAAUACAUCUGUGAUUUAACUGACUAAUAUCGUACCGUACAUAGCGUAACUCUUAUGCGAUCCACAUAUCCGCUUGCUUUCUUAGACUUGAUUAGCGCUAGUUAUCUAAAUACGAAUAUUAAUUUGUAGUUAUGCGAAUAAUAACGAAAACAUCUAGUUGGUAA
Molecule: messenger RNA, 4648 nt
Organism: Drosophila ficusphila
Lineage: Eukaryota; Metazoa; Arthropoda; Insecta; Diptera; Drosophilidae
Gene: bdg
Product: sodium-dependent transporter bedraggled
Exons: 8
Coding region: 502-4503 (1333 amino acids)
Biological process (GO): sodium ion transmembrane transport
Cellular component (GO): membrane
Source: RefSeq, a predicted model, not a curated record